AUGUCGGAUGACUCAGUUCGCCAGGAGCGCGCAGGUUUGCCGCUGGAAGCGGCGAGCCCCGCGUGUCCCUCAGGGCUGCGCUCUCCCCAGCCGGGCAGCUCUCUGCACGCCGGGUUCUUUCCCCAUGGUGAAGGCGAGAUCGUCGCCAAUCCUCCCGAGCGGUUCCAGCGGCAGCAGCCCCGCGGUCCGGCCGGGUGCACGCAGCCACUGGAUGUCACUGUUGUUCCGCGGAAACCCCCCCAAAGCCCCGGGCUACGGGGCGGCAGAGAGCGGAUUUUCACACCCGCUGCGGUAUCUGCUGCUUUCAGUGGCUCCGUGCAGCCCGGUCACACGCAAAAGGUCCGUAUAGAUUCUGGGAGGGUGAGCCUAUUCACCCCGAAAGCCUUAAGGAAUCCACAGACUGGCGCCCCAAGGUGGUCGGUGUGGCCUGACGACCUGCCGUUGAGACCCCGGACCCCACGGAGAGGCUUGGAUCCUCGAAGGGUCGAGGAUCGAAGGAGCCUUUGGUCCACCCGCCGCCCCGGUUGCAGCAGGCUGCUUUUCGCGCGGCUGCGCUCCCGGCGAGAGAGCGACAAUCGACCGCGCGGGGAGGACCGCUCUCGGAUCAGGAACAUCUCUCGGUUUCAGUCCGGAGUAAGCAAGGGACCCCCCAAGGGAUUUGUGCAGGAUGUGUAUUCUAUUCCUUUCUGGGACCGAGUUGGGGACCUGCUCACCCGAAAGGUGGAGCAGGGAGACGCAAAAGCACCCAAAUUUCUCCAACUUUGUCUUUUAAUCCGUAAAGAAUUAAUUAACUGCGAAAUGAAGAGACAGCCAUCGGAAGACUUCUCGUUUCCCCUUCUCCCAAACUCUCUACCCCUGCACCGGGAGGGCUGUGCGGAGCAACCCGUGCCAUGCAGCGCAGCCAGCAGAGCUGCAGUGUCCCUGGCUCACCACAGUCCACUCGGUACCUUAGCUCUGGUGGCAGUGGCCAGGCUGCCUAUCAUUCCCCACAGCCUUUUACUAACACCCGGUUAAUAACCCAAAGGUUCGUCGUUCUGUUAGCUUUAAAGACGAUCUCCCCAGUUAACAAGCUGGUCUCCGAAGGACACAAAAUGGUGGGGACCGCGUGCUGGACCCUCCAUUUUGUCCUGCUCCUUCUCCCUCACCCGUUUUCCCGCUCUCCCACCCCUUCCGUUCCCCCGACCCUCCCAACCCCUUCCUUCCCCAAGUCUCCGCCUCCUUUUUCUCGCCGCCCUGCCACCCCCCUCCCCCCCCGCCGACUUCCGGUUCCCACGGUGGUGUGGCCGGAUGUGGGGGACCCGAACCCGGAAGAGGAUGAGCUGCCUCUUGCAGCACCUGUUACUCACUCCGGCAGAGGGGGUAAGAACCGUGGGUGGAAGGCGAUUGCCUACCAAACCAAGAGGGAGCUCUGCAAAACUCAGAAGGAGUUCGGCCGCGGCAGUGAGAUGUUCAGAGGGACGCUCGAUGCUGCUUUAACAUCAUAUGACCUUGUACCGGCUGCUUUCAGGGACCUGUUCUGGUGCAUUUUAAUUUGACUGGAGUUCUUCCUCUGGGAGGCUAACUGGGGGAGAUUCCUGAAAUCACUCUUGUCUGAGCUGAAAAACACUGCAGAGGUCUCAAUUGAUGACGAUGGCAAUCUUAAAACAUUAGAACAUCUCGAGGGCUCGGGGAGGUGGAUGGACCCAGAAGAGCAGGCAUGCAUUCUUCCCAAGUUUAUAAUAACAAGGCUGGGGGCAAUGGCAGUGAAAGCAUUUCAUUAGUUAUCGGAACUGGAGCUGGAAGGCAGGUAUGUGAACAUAAAACAACUUCCCUUUGAGGGUUUUUUACAGUUUGUUGAGAGGCUGUGUGAGCAGGUAGAGCGACAGAUGGAUGAUCCGAUGGCGCAGGCGGAAAUCCUCAAGGAAAUGGCCUAGAAUAAUGCCAAUGAGGCCUGCAGCCGGGUGAGCCUGGGGCUGCCUGUGGAUCCUCCAUCCACGCUCAAGCAAAUCAUCGUGGCCUGCACCAAGAAAGCAGAUAGGUACCACAACCAGGAGAGGAGGUAUGUUCCAGUGAAACCCAGGACAGCUGCAGCAGCCACACCCACACCAGCCAAGUGACCACUGCCUGCUCAAGCCAAAUGCUUCAAGUAUGGGAAGCUUGGGCACUUUGCGAAGGACUGUUUAACACAUCAGCAACAGAGGAACCACUGGGGAUCUUAUAAGGGAGGGGGGAAUCACAGGUCACAACAGAAGGACCAACAGCAAAAAAAAGAAAGCUAUGAGCGCGAGACUGUACCGCGCCAUGACACAAAUAAGGUGGGCUCAGCAAAGGAAACACCUUUCCAUAAAACAAAAAAAAGGGAGGGAGGGAGACAGGGUGAGGCACAGCACAAAAAUAAUAAUGAAGGACGCUCUAAAACACCGGACUUCGAUCUAAAAAAUAACCACACAAAGACCCCUUACCCUGGUGGGGAUCCACAUGCGUUAUAGGAUUUGGUUUAGCAGCCUCGCAAGCCUGCUAGGCUUGUGACUGUCAAGGGCCCCUCAUUUCAGGUUUCUCUGCAAAGAGCUUUUUACUAUCAACUUUUUGAACUGUGCCUUUGAGAAUAUGUGUACUCCAGUCAUCCAGCACUUUAGCAGCAGUGAAAAGUAUAAAUUAGCGCCCCGUCCUCCAGUCCUGAUUAAAGAUCGCGAGACAUGGGAGACCAAAGGCCCAUUUGAACUGGUCACCUGGGAACGUGGAUACAUGUGCAUAUCCUCCCCCACAGGCCCACAAUGGAUUCCCCAAAAAUGGGUCAAACUCUAUAUACCAAAAAAUGCUGGGGUGAGGGAAGAAAAUGAUGAGCAAGUCACAGUGGCCUCUAAGAGGAGGCGCCGCAAGGAGGAGGAAGAAACCGUGCAAACCUCUGUCUCACCUGUUCAAACCCUGAAAAACUGUUACCCAGUCUAAUAAUUCUUGUGUUUAUUUUAUGCAGAGAGUUAAUCUCCCAAGAUCCAUACCACCAUGCACUUCAUCCUUGUGCUGAUUCUUAUCUCCAUGUUGAGCUGUCACAUCGCUGUGUGGAUUGUCCCUCAACCCAGGCAGAAUGUGUGGGUCACACUGGCACAAGCCCUCAACCCCAAAACUGAGCAGCCAUUGAUUACUUCCUGCUACUGCAUGGGCAUGAGUGCCAAGAAUUUGAGGGAUGGUGCUGUAUGAGCUUGUCAUCAAAAGCACCCAACAUCCACACAGUGCUCUGGGAGAUGGGGUCGAUGAUCGAUCAAAUCAAGCAAGAAACCGGAGACUGGUUUAAUCUCCAUGAUGGGACUGUCAGGAUGGUUAACUUCUCUUCCUAAGACUGUUCUGUUACUUUUUAUUGUUCUUACUAUGUUAAUGUUUUGGAUUUUCUGUUGUUUCAUUUUAAAGACCAUUAAGAGUUUAGUUUUUCCUCCGCUGAAGUAAAUCAAAUUGAAAAUGUAGAACCAAGUUGCCCUGAUUGGCCAUCUAAUCAGGAUUGGUGGGCAGAUCAGUAUCCCAGGUCUGAGUACCUGCAAUGCCCAUCCUUCUAAUUUAUUAAACAAAGAAGGAGGAGAUGUUGUAUUCUGUUGGAAUGGUUUAUUCUUGCUUUCCCCAUAUUUCAUGAGUUAACGGUUUAGCCCAGAAUUUGUAUACUCCCUUUUGCUCCUUACAUAGUUAUUCCACACCCUUUGUUCCAGCACCUUCCUUGUUCAUCACCUAAACCCUGCCUAAACUCCCUGUCAGUUACUGUAAAACCUGUCCCUUUUAUCCAGAAAGUUCUAUGUCUGUUAUGUAUCCUUUGAGACCCCACUGGACUCUGUACCACAAUCCCUCCCACAGAGUAACCCUAUUGGUUUCCUAAAUUCGAUCAUCCUCCCCUCUCCUCCUCCCUAGUUAUCUCCCAUUGGUUAGUUGUUUAUAUCAACCCCUGUUACACCCCCUACAUAAAACCCCGUACAGAGAAUUGCUCCGCACCUGUUCUUCCCUCGUGUACCCAUUCACAAUAAACAGGUGGGUUUACCUGAGAGGAGAAGGUUUCCUUGAAUCCUUCAUCCUGGUCCUAGUGGACUGACUCCAAAGGCUCAAGGAGUGUGCUUCUGCUCUUGCAGGUU
Hirundo rustica (Barn swallow) is the source of this 4088-nucleotide messenger RNA. RefSeq lists its product as uncharacterized. Bases 1 to 1014 code for a protein of 337 amino acids. NCBI's taxonomy places the organism in Eukaryota, Metazoa, Chordata, Aves, Passeriformes, Hirundinidae. The transcript has 4 exons. The record is from RefSeq and is a predicted model, not a curated record.